AUGCACGAGAAAAUAGCCGACGAGUCUCAAAGGGAGGCCACUUUCGACAAGAAAGUGGACGAACUCUUGAAGGAAGCAAACGACCUCUCGACCCUCUGUGGGGUCGAGAUGGGAAUUUUUGUCCACAAGGAAGGGGAGGACAAUGCCGUGAUGUGGCCUUUCACCAGAGAUUUUCACCGGGAGUCUCCAAAAGUUCUUGAACUUUCCGGAACCGCAAAGGGCGGAGGAGAUGACCACGCACGUUUGGCGUCGUUUGCUUCCGAGAUGCUUAGAAAGAUCGGGAAUCGGGAGAAACAGUUGGAAGGCGAAGGGUCGGGUAGUUCGAGCGGUUGA
This is a messenger RNA of Striga hermonthica, 333 nucleotides long. NCBI's taxonomy places the organism in Eukaryota, Viridiplantae, Streptophyta, Magnoliopsida, Lamiales, Orobanchaceae. The record is from the annotation of a GenBank genome assembly.